Molecule: messenger RNA, 1365 nt
Organism: Capsella rubella
Lineage: Eukaryota; Viridiplantae; Streptophyta; Magnoliopsida; Brassicales; Brassicaceae
Product: protein RAE1
Exons: 12
Coding region: 140-1189 (349 amino acids)
Biological process (GO): RNA export from nucleus; transcription-dependent tethering of RNA polymerase II gene DNA at nuclear periphery
Cellular component (GO): nuclear pore
Molecular function (GO): ubiquitin binding; RNA binding
Source: RefSeq, a predicted model, not a curated record
GACGUUUAUCAAUAAAUACUUGUCGCCUUCUCUCUUCCGGACUAAAUUCGUUUUCCCUCCUCUUCUGCUUACCGAAAGACUAUAUCUCCGACGGACCUUCCUUUCUCUCUCUAGUUAAUCCGACCUCGGGCUCGUGAUAAUGGCUACUUUUGGUGCGGCCGCUAACGCAAACAGUAACCCUAACAAAUCGUACGAGGUUACUCCGUCACCAGGGGACUCUAUUUCGAGCUUAAGUUUCAGUCCAAGAGCAGAUAUACUUGUGGCCACUUCAUGGGACAAUCAGGUGAGGUGUUGGGAAAUAUCCCGUAGUGGAGCCUCUAUAGCCAGUGCUCCGAAAGCAUCAAUAUCGCAUGAUCAGCCGGUUCUCUGUUCUGCUUGGAAAGAUGAUGGAACCACAGUCUUCAGUGGUGGAUGUGAUAAGCAAGCUAAAAUGUGGCCCUUGUUGUCCGGUGGUCAACCUGUAACUGUAGCUAUGCACGAAGGUCCUAUCGUAGCUAUGGCUUGGAUCCCAGGAAUGAACCUUCUUGCAACUGGAAGUUGGGAUAAAACUUUGAAAUAUUGGGACACAAGACAGCCAAAUCCCGUGCAUACCCAACAGCUUCCAGAUAAAUGUUAUGCAUUGUCUGUGAAGCAUCCUCUGAUGGUUGUCGGAACUGCUGAUAGAAAUCUGAUAGUCUUCAACUUGCAAAAUCCUCAGACUGAGUUCAAGAGAAUCCAAUCCCCACUAAAGUACCAGACGAGGUGUGUUACUGCCUUCCCUGAUCAGCAAGGAUUUUUGGUUGGUUCAAUUGAAGGGCGGGUUGGUGUCCAUCAUCUGGAUGAUUCUCAACAGAGCAAAAACUUCACAUUCAAAUGCCACAGAGAUGGGAACGAUAUAUAUUCUGUGAACUCUCUGAAUUUCCACCCGGUUCAUGGGACUUUUGCCACUGCGGGCUCUGAUGGUGCUUUCAACUUCUGGGAUAAGGAUAGUAAACAAAGACUCAAGGCCAUGUCGAGGUGCAGUCAGCCAAUUCCUUGCAGUUCGUUCAACCAUGAUGGCUCGAUAUAUGCAUAUGCGUCUUGCUAUGACUGGAGCAAAGGUGCAGAAAAUCACAACCCGGCAACUGCAAAAAGCAGCAUUUUCUUGCACCUGCCACAGGAGAACGAGGUGAAGGCGAAGCCAAGAGUUGGAGCAACCGGCAGAAAAUGAGAAUUGCUUAUAGUUUGCGUAGUCGGAUUUAUUUUGGUAUUGGACUUUGUUGUCUAAUCGACUCGACUUAGUUGAUGACAUUUUUUUGAAUAUAGAGUUAUGUCUAAAGUAAAAUCCUCGGAUGUUUUAUGCCUUUGGCUCAAUUCGGAUUUCAGAACAAUCUUAUCUCUCACUCA